Molecule: messenger RNA, 7947 nt
Organism: Stomoxys calcitrans (stable fly)
Lineage: Eukaryota; Metazoa; Arthropoda; Insecta; Diptera; Muscidae
Product: FMRFamide receptor
Exons: 5
Coding region: 2755-4416 (553 amino acids)
Biological process (GO): G protein-coupled receptor signaling pathway
Cellular component (GO): membrane
Molecular function (GO): G protein-coupled receptor activity
Source: RefSeq, a predicted model, not a curated record
CACACCAGCGAAAACACCCGCCACCAAACGUAUUUAGCGCGACGGAAAUCGACUUGAUUUUAAAGUGACGAGUGGCAAAAAGUGAAAAGAAGAAACCCGUAAGAGAAGCAAACACAGUCAUCAAGUGUUUGAAGCUGGGUGCUGUGUUUACUUGGGCGAAGUACCUGUCAACUUAGUGCGAGUACGCAGUGUAGAGUGUAUCCAUCUAAUGAUAUAUAAAAGAAAUUGCCCAUAAGCGACAACAUAAUAAGCAUUCCGCCACUACUAGUAAUAUCUGCCCGUCGGUCGCACUUACGGGGUGCGCGCGAAUUUAAAGUGUGUCGUGUAGUGUUCCCCCUUUUACUCAGUCAGUCGUCCAAUUGUUCAGUGGUGCGAAUGAUUGACGAACCGCUGUACGGUGGGCCAGGCAGGCGAAGGCACUUCUGUGUGUUCUAAACAAAAGAGCACACGGCCAAAUGAGUAUUAAUGUGGUGUUGGCCAAGUCUAGUCAAUUAAAAAGUGCACAAAAUAAACGAAACGCAGACAACAAUAUUUUCAAUGAACCUCCAUUGAAUGUAGUGCGCUAGCAGUUAGUGUUUACCUCUCCCGCCAUGGAUUACGAUUAAUGGAUAAAGUUACGCAUUUGUUUCUAUUUCCGUUUCCGUCUCAAUCACAUUGCAGUUGGCUAAUUAAUAUACUGACACCAACACACAUUGAAUUGUAACUGUCUAAAGUGAAAAUCAAAACAAUUUUUCAAAACAAAUUUGUGAAACGAGGAGCCUUAGCUAUCAUAUAAGAUGGUUCUCUUCUAUAAAAAAAAUCCCAUACAAACAUAUAUAUGUUCAUUUAAACAUAUGUUGAUAUAUACAAUUUGAAAACAAAAAACAAACGAAAACAUCAUCUGAAAAAAUGCUAAAUCUAUUUUUAAAGUAAAAAAAGAAAAUAUUGUGAAAGAAUCAAACAACACGAGAGAAAACCCGACAAAAACAAAUGCGACAAUUUUACCACUCGUCGCGUCCCUGUGUCUGCCAGUGCUUUUCUUUAUAAUAUUUAAUAAGGAAUACAAAACGUAUAAAUUGGCGGUCUAGUUAUAUGAUGCAAUUGCAAGAGAAAUAAUGUUGAAGUUUCCCAAUUUCAUCUUAGAAAAAAGGCUGCAGCUUAUAUUUUCAAGGCAAAGCAGGUCCUGAAAGUUUCCGCAAAAGUCUACGACAAUUAUGAGCAGCCAUAUCAGCGAUCGCAUACAUAUGACACUUUACAAAGCCGUUUUUGGAUUUAGAGAGCUGUCGAUUGACACACAUUGAACUUUCCCAGGACUAUGCUUUAGAGGAAAAGCAAACCUACGAACACAAAUUCGAAAAACAAAGCGGCUUAACAUUUCCUUCAGAAUAUAAUAGGGAACUUUAACGAGUAUCAAUACACAAGACAGGUUCGUGCUACAUAUAAUAGCAGCAAGUGUCUGGUAGAGCACUGUAAAGAAAUGCUGGAAAAUUUCAGUAAAUAAGGAUAACGCCUGACAAUGAUGUCUAUCUGUACGUGCAGCAAUCUGUGUUUUCCUACUUAAAUGCAACAACUGCAACGGCUAGUAUCGUGCCUAAGGAAAUCUUGCGGGGCCCCCCCCCCACACAUACACAUACUGGUUCUCGAAGACAUCUACUCUUUAUGUUACUACAAUUCAAAUGCCACCUCAAAUACAUAGCCUAAGCAUUGGAGUCUGCGAGGCAGUUUAGAUUUGCAAAUAACUAGGUGGCUGUUGUAACUAUUUCCCAGAAGUCGACGCAUUGAUCCAUGCCUGCACUUGAACUUCGAUAAUCUGAAUAAAAGUCAAAGGUGAACAUGUGUCUAAAUUAAGGACACCGGUAAAAAUAGAAAUCUCUAACAUUGUGUGUGCAUACACAAUUAACCAAGCCCAGAACGAUGCUGGACUUGUAAUCCAAUAGUCACAAAAGGAGACUGGGAAAGUGCAUGCGACCAUAGCACCACGAACGUGGUUUAUCAACACCGUAUUAAUUGGUACAAAAAGUGAAAAACCAUCACAAAGACAAAAGCCAGCCAUCCAACAAGCGUAUUAGCCACAGUAGUGGCAAACCGCACUGGAUCCAUAAUAAAAUAUGUAAAGUCUUGUUUAGCAAGAGGAGCUGUUCAAAUUCAGUUAACUUCCGCAGGGAGACAUUGUGUUCUCGAAUUAUAAAGCACGUGUAAAUGCUGGACUUCAUCUGCAUUAUUGGAGGCAUUUGCAUGUCUACUCUGACAGAUCAUUAGGUUCACGUCCUGUUGAAAGGGCAUUGGCAUUAAGCAGACUACUACAGGGAUUUUCUGCCCUGAAACUUGCAUAUUUUGUUUAUGCCUGACAUUGGGGAGUAGACCAAAAAGGGACCCCCACUUACCAUAUGAACUUUUGUAAAUAAAACACCAAAAAUUGACAUCAGAAAGAAUCACAAAGCCCAUUAAUUUUAAGCCUGGUAAUAGCUCAAAUGAAAGUUUGUGAUAUAGACUUGUAAGGACAAACGGAGGAUAUAAAUUGAAACACCCUUCCACCCACCUAGCCAUAGUUAAAUUUAAGUGCGAACGAAUCUUUCAACAUUUCGUUAGAGAAAACAAUUAAGACAAAAAGAAAAGACAUACGUGAGCAAGUUCCUUACUAAGCAGAUAUUUUAACAGCAGAAAACAUUCGACGAAUUUAUUUGGGAGUGACUGGGAUUUUGAUGGGAGGGAACCAUAGCAUUCACUUGCUGAUUAUUUUGAUAUCAUACCAGUGACUUGUUGAAACCUUAACCGAUGAUUUUCCACAAUACAACGGAUAGUCUUUAUCCGUUUGCGACAUCUUCCAUUGAGCCUCUUCGGCGUUUGGAGUUGUCGUCACAAAACCCCGAUACGUAUUUUAUUGGAGAAUUCGACAACCGUCCCAUCGACACCAAUGAAUUCAUUCAAAGCGUCAGCGAAGCCAACCAGGCCAGCGACCACUUUAUACAGUACAGUACUGUCGAAUCAUCUAUGGUAUACAGUACUUUUGGUGGCAGUACUCCACCGUCAUCCAUUGUUCCUAGUAUUUUACUGUCGGCGGAAAAUGGCACGAAUUUCACUUUGUACGGACACAACUCCUCCGACCACCAGCAAUACUCGUAUCAGCCCUGUACUAAAGUCUAUAAUCCUGAAGAAGAAGAAACCCUAGUGGAGUUCUGGGUUUGCGGUAUUUGCCUGAAUGUGGUGGGCAUUCUGGGCAUUAUCGGCAAUGUGAUUUCAAUGAUCAUUCUAUCGCGUCCUCAAAUGCGUUCUAGCAUCAACUACCUGCUCAUAGGAUUAGCGUGCUGUGAUACUGUCUUAAUAAUUACCUCCAUGUUGCUCUUUGGCAUACCGUCCAUCUACCCUUACACGGGCAAAUUUUUUCUGUACUACAACUAUAUAUUCCCCUAUAUAUCGCCGGUGGUCUUUCCCAUAGGCAUGAUUUCGCAGACGGCCAGUAUAUACAUGACGUUCACCGUUACUCUGGAGCGCUAUGUGGCCGUCUGUCAUCCGUUGAAGGCCCGGGCUCUCUGCACGUAUGGGCGAGCCAAAAUCUACUUCAUUGUAUGCGUACUGUUUGCGACACUCUACAAUCUACCCCGUUUUUGGGAAGUGGUCACUCAGAGUACUGCGUACGAUGAUUUACCCGAUGUCUUGCACUGUGUUAGACCCUCGGCGCUGCGGCAGAAUUUGAUGUACAUAAACCUGUACAUCCAUUGGUGUUACCUGAUAGUCAACUAUAUCAUACCCUUUCUGACGCUUGCUAUUUUGAACUGCCUUAUUUACCGUCAGGUGAAGCGGGCGAAUAGAGAGCGACAAAGGCUUUCACGUUCGGAGAAGCGAGAAAUUGGUUUGGCAACCAUGCUCUUAUGCGUAGUGGUUGUCUUCUUCGCCUUCAAUUUUUUAGCCCUAGUGUUGAACAUAUCGGAGGCCUUUUACAAUUUUAUCGACAACUCGCUAACGAAAACGAACAACUUGUUGGUCACCAUCAAUAGCAGUUGCAAUUUUCUAAUCUACGUCAUCUUUGGCGAGAAAUUUAAGCGCAUUUUCCUGCUGAUUUUUUUCAAGCGCCGCCUGAGCCGAGACCAACCCGAUCUUAUACACUACGAAAGCUCAAUAUCGAACAAUGGUGAUGGCACUCUGAAUCAUCGAUCGUCGGGACGCUUCUCGCGGCAUGGUACUCAGCGCAGUACGACCACCUACUUGGUGACCACCUCGGCCAACAGUACCCUUAACAAUGGUCGUCUAAUGAAAAGUGCCAGCUCACCGGGUGUUGUGAAGAUCAAACGGGGCCGGGCUCCCUCGCCUGGACCAGUGGUAUACUUUCCGGCGCGUGAGGUGCAGCGUACCUCGCCGGUGAUAAUGUCGAAUAACAAUUCGCCCCUAGGUUGUGAUUGGAUGGAAUCCAAGAAUGGCCAGAUGACUUCUGGUUUCUGAGACUCGCUGUGUAUGAUUUAUAAUCUCGCGGACAGCUACGACUACGAGUGCCUAAACCUACACACUGUGAAUUGCAAACACUAUGUCUGAAUGUCAGUCUGGAGCAAAAGUAGACUUACUCCAUAAAAAUACCUGUAUAUGUAGAUAACACACACAUACACUCUCAUUCUCCCAUAAAUAUAAGUACUUUAAUACAAAAAUAGCUUUAAAAAUAUCAUAGAUAUAGUCAAAAAUUGGUUCCAAACUUCUUAAAUUAAAUACAAACCAAAUAUUCUAUUAGUAGAUUGAAAAAUCAUGUAUAUAUCAAAAGAGCUGAAUCUUUUCCUUAUUCUCCCAAUAACAUUUCCUUAAGAAAAUUAGUCUAAUAUUUUAAAAUUUUGAAUUAUUGGGGCUUGCUUUUUGGGCCAGUGCCAGCGAAAAGCCAAGCCGUUACACCAUUAUUUGAUUAUCGCAUUAAAAGCUCGGCUAAAUUCGAUUCUUUUGCGAUACCACGUAAUACACGAAACGUAAUACACGAUUCCUAUACGCGGGUAUUGAGUUUGUGGUAGAUUGAAAUGCUAAUGACGGCAGCACAUCGUAAUCAAAUUAAACCAAUCCUUAAUUCGGUGAUCAUAACGAGUUGGACAUUAACUCAAACAAUUAUCGAAGUACAUAUUAUUGAUAUUCGCAAGACGAAUUAGUUGCCAACCUAACAUUUUUCUUUACAUUGCAUUUUGCUGAAAUUUUGAAUUUGAAACUCUAAAGUAUUUCAGAGCAAGUCACGAUUAAGCAUUUUAACUUUCUCGGUCCUUCUAUGAGUUCUUUAUAAUGUUGAACUUUUAAAUUUAUGAAACAUGGUAAACCGGAACGUUUUAAAGAGCCAGAUUGACUAUGUAGGUUAUCUUCGAUUGAAAAGAGGGUGCAGAUAUUAAUCCACCGGUACUGGUCUAAGAAUUUGAUCAGUGUGUCGGUCCGCACACUGCUAAAGGCCCCCUCAAUGUCAACGCAUACCGCCAAUGUGUACAUCUUGGCAUCGAAGGAUUCUUCUGUUUUACACACAACCUCGUGCAGGGCAGUCUCUACCGUCCUUCCCUUUACAUAGACAUGCUGUUUAAAUUUGAGCAGUUCGCUGGAUGUCCUAGUCUUUAUCUGGUGUCCACAAUACGUUCCAUGGUUUUGAGUAGAUAGAACGCAAGGCUUAUAGGUUUGUAGGCCUUUGGUGUCGCAUAACUUGCCUCGCCGAGCUUGGGUAUAAAUACCACCUAUGCCUCCUGCCAGGCCAGAUGGGGCGCCGGAUAGUCGGCCUCCUUCUGGAGUAACGCCGCAAAUAUUCCAUCAGGUGCGGGUGACUUAAUUGGUUUGAAGCUCCCCAAGGCUUCCUUGACCAUAAAUUCCGCUAUGAUAGGUCUUCGAUCAACCUCAUUAUUCCAAGAUUCCGGUGUCUCCGUGAGUCUCGUCGUACCGUAUGGAAAAUGGGUUUUCAUCAAAAGCCUCAACAUGUCCUCCGUUGUCUCUGCUCUCACUCCCAUGUCGUCUACUUACAUUUCAGUUUGGACAUGGCUUUUUGAGGGAAACUUUUACAUCUUGGCGGCGUCGCCAUCGACCUGUUUGCAGAAAAGUUUCCAGGAGGCACGUUUUGUUGCUCUGGAAAACUUAUUGUAUUCCUUGAGCCGUGUGUAGUACACAUCCCUGAUUUCUUUUCUCGAAGAGGACAACUAUCUUCAAAAGAAACCACAAAACCAAGAAACCACAGUCGCAAUCCUGUUGACAAGGCCCUCUAUGCUUGGACAAUCUAAAUUAUCUUCUUCUGAGUAGUUUUCCGAGUUUUCUCCAGUUGAUUUUCAACUUAUUACGGAAGUUUAUCGGAUUCGGCGCUGGUCGUGCUAUUCUAAACCUGGCGUAGCAAUGGUCUGAUAAGGUGUGCUCCUUGGAGACACUUCAAUUCUGAACCUUAUCGAUCAGAUUUUCCGAGCAUAUUGUCAAGUCUUAAAUCUCCACCCUAAUUUUUUACGUUAAAUAAACACAGAACUGAUAGCGUGAGUCAAGGUCAUUGACAAUUUAUUAACUUUGUCUAAGGAAACCAAACACAUAAGACUUGAAAAUGAUUCUGGAUUCAGAAAUUUAGAGACAAACAAAAAAAAAAAAAAAAUCACGGAAAUACCACCUAAUCUUGGCUCCUUUAAGUAUGAUCAACAUGGGUACUUUUUCGGUCUAAAUACUGACAACUAAAAAGGUGGUAAGUUCAGGCGAGGCCACAUCUUGGGUACUCACCUCCAUGGAUUCCGCUAAAAAUUUACUUUUAUUAACUCAGUUCGUAUUUGAAUUAUUUUGCAACAAUCACAUCUAGUAUUGGUUGAGGUUUUUAUGGUCUCAAGAAAUCAUUUCAUAUCAGUAUAUUGACCGGAUUAAAAAUGAAGCAGAGGGGCUCACGAAGUCAAAUCUGGGGAUUCGUAUUAUACUUAGCAUGGAUGUUGAAAGUCAUAGCAGAAGUUUUUGAGCCAAAUUCCAGUCAAAUCAGAUGAAAUUUGAUGCUUUUAGGGGCCUGAGAUGUCAAACUCGGGAAUCGGUUUAUAUUGGGGGUAUAUCAUACUUAGCAUGGAUGCUGAAAAUCAGAACAGAAGUUUUUGUGCCAAAUUUCAGCAAAAUCAGAAAAUUAAGGCCUCUAGGGCCUCAGGAAAUCAAAACCGGCUAUCGGUUUAUACAGGUGCUUUAUCCAAAUGUAAACCGAUAUGUUCGAUUUGCAAUCCCCAAUGACUGAAAUUGUUAAGACGUUCGGCGCUAUCGUGAUUUCGACAGACGGACAUGACUAGAUCGACUCAGAAUGUCAAGACGAUCAAAAAUAUAUACACUUUCUCAGAAUUGGGUCUCAGAUCAAUACUUCAAGGUUUUACUAACGGAAUGACUUGAUUAGUAUGACUCACGUGGCUAUGUUAUACUAAUAGUAAGUCGCAAUUUUUAUACUAAUGGGAGUAAUAAUAACAAAUAAAAGCAUGCUAAGAUCGGCUGGGCCGAAUCUUAUAUGCCCUCCAUCAUGGAUCGCAUUUGUCGAGCUCUUUUCAAGGUAUCUCUUUUUUGGCAAACAAAGAAUAAAAGAAAAGAAUUGCAUUGCUAUUGGAGCUAUAUCAAGUUAUGGUUUAUUUCAGACCCAUAGUAGGCCAUAGUAGAAGUCGUUGUGUAAAAUUUCAGCCAAAUCUAUUAGUAAGAAUUGCGAUCGUUGUACUUGUAGAAUUGCGAUAGUAGAAGUCGUUGUGUGAAAUUUUAGCCAAAUCUAUUAGUAAGAAUUGCGAAGCCGUUGUACAAAAUUGUUGCCAAAUUGGAUAAUAACUGCACCCUCUUGUGGCUCAUGAAGUCAAGACCCCAGAUCGGUUUAUAUGGCAGCUUUAUCAGGCUAUGGACCGAUUUCUCCCAUUUACAAUCCCAACAGACCUACAAUAAUAAAAAGCAUUUGUGCAAAAUUUCAAGCGCCUAGCUUUACUCCUUCGAAAGUUAAUGUGCUUUCGACAGACAGACGGACGGACAUGGCUAGAUCGACUUAAAAUGAUAUGAAGAUCA